AUGGCCUCUCCGGCAUUCACGAGCCUUGGUGAUGACCAAAGUGAGGCUAAGGAGCAAAUGCUGAGCCUCUAUUUCGGCCAGCAGUUGUACAGCAAAAUCCAGCUGAACAUGCUUCUUGGCAUGCAAGGCAACCACAUGUGGUUAGUGGCGAUGGCCACACUGUAUGCGGGCGAAUGGCGCCAUUUGCGCAAAGACACGUCGCAUUGA
Sphaeroforma arctica JP610 is the source of this 207-nucleotide messenger RNA. RefSeq lists its product as hypothetical. Bases 1 to 207 code for a protein of 68 amino acids. The record is from RefSeq and is a predicted model, not a curated record. Lineage: Eukaryota; Ichthyosporea; Ichthyophonida. The transcript has a single exon.